Molecule: messenger RNA, 2320 nt
Organism: Osmerus eperlanus (European smelt)
Lineage: Eukaryota; Metazoa; Chordata; Actinopteri; Osmeriformes; Osmeridae
Gene: ch25hl1.1
Product: cholesterol 25-hydroxylase like 1, tandem duplicate 1
Exons: 1
Coding region: 1323-2162 (279 amino acids)
Biological process (GO): cholesterol metabolic process; sterol biosynthetic process
Cellular component (GO): endoplasmic reticulum membrane
Molecular function (GO): iron ion binding; C-4 methylsterol oxidase activity; steroid hydroxylase activity
Source: RefSeq, a predicted model, not a curated record
GUAGACCUCGUCGGCGUAGCAAUGAAAAUGGACCCCAUGGUGACGGAGGAGUGUACCCAGGGGGAGGAGGUAAAUGGUGAAAAGAAGGGGACCCAAGACUGACCCCUGGGGCACUCCCAGUGAAACACCCGAACACCCAGACUUGUGGUUCCUUAGUUGCACGAAUUGUUGGCGGUCAGUGAGGUAUGAUGUGAACCAGGAGAGUGCAGCACCAGUGAUUCCAAUGCCAGCCAGGCGGUCCAGGAAGAGAGGUGCGAGAUGGUAUCAAAUGCUGCGCUGAGGUCGAGGACGAUGAGAAUGGUAAGGAGUCCGGAGUCAGCUGCACGGAGGAGGUCGUUGGUGAUUUUGACCAGGGCUGUUUCAGUGCUAUGUUUUGGACGGAAGCCGGAUUGGAAGGGUUCAUGGAGGUUGUUUGUGUCAAGGUGGGACUGUAAUUGUGCGGCAACCACUCUUUCAAGUGUUUUGGAAAUGAAGGGAAGGUUGGAGAUGGGCCGGUAAUGGUUAAGGACAGCUGGGUCAGCGCCAGGUUUUUUCAGGAUGGGUGUGAUGGCAGCCAGUUUGAGAGUGGGGGGUACAGUACCAGUGGUGAGGGAGGAGUUAAUUAACAUAUACACAUUCAGUCCUCUUGCAGGACUAGCAAUUGCCCUGGUUGGCCAGAAGUUCAAUGAUAAGAAUGUACAGUACUCCACCCUAACAGUAGGUCCUAAAGGCGGUGGGGCUCACAAAAGUUUUCAGAAAAACAUAAAAUGUUGCACAUUCCUUUAUUCCAAAACUCAUGCUCUCAAAUCAGUUUACACAGACAUUAUGUUAUUGAGCAAGUAUGAUUGUUAAGAUAAAUACACAAAGCAGAAGUCUCUGUUUUGUGAGCAUGCACUUCCUACAGAAACAUGGUAAUGAAAUUGAGAAAAACUUUUGAAAGUGCAUAAAUGAAUGAUGAAAAGUGAUCAUCUCCACAGACAGGAUGCAAUAUAUAUAGGUAGCUGAGACAACCAGAUUUGACCUCACCCAAUUUCUUUUUUUCAUCUACUUUGUUUCUCUGUACACAUUGUAUUUCAUUUGUCUACUAAUCACCUAGUACUUACUCUGGCCAAGUAUGGGGACUGUGCGACCGGAGCCUAUUGGGGCUGUUUGAUAAAUCUUUUGGGUGUAUACUUGUAUGGAUUUGGUUAAUCUUUUAGAAAAGACUUAUUGUUGAAAGUAGGUCUGGCUGAGGAAAACACUACGGCUGUCUCAUUGCUCUGUUUGACCAAAGUCCUUUACUCAGCACUAUAUAAGGGAAGGACUUUUAACCACGGCAUUCAGAUGCAUCCAGAACCAACAAGAUGAGGAACAGCAGUGAGAUGCCACUACAGUUUCCUACCUUUAGGUCCACAGACAGGCUUCUGCAGCCUGUUUGGGACUACUUACUCCUCCAUCACUUUCCUGUCAUCUCCUCUCCUUUCUUUGUGGUCAUGAUUGCCUUCUCCAGCUACCUCUUCUUCAGUGUUCCAUUUGCUAUGCUGGACCUCCUUGGAGAAAAGGUACCCUUUUUUCACAGCUACAAGAUCCAGCAAGAGCGAACUCCAACAACGAGAAUGAUGGCUAAGAGCCUCCUGAGGUGUGUGUACAACCACCUGGUGUUUGUCCUCCCUGCGGUGCUGAUUAACCAAUGCAUUAUGCCUCCACCCCUGCUGCCAAUUGAUGCUCCAACUGUAUUGGAGCUCUUCGUUGAUGGACUUGGUGCACUUCUUUUGUUUGACACACAGUACUUCAUCUGGCAUGUCGUACAUCAUAAGAAUCCUCACCUGUAUCGCUGGGUUCAUGCCAUCCACCAUGAGUAUAUGGCCCCCUUCGCCUGGUCCACUCAGCAGCUUAGUGCUGCCGAACUGAUGGCUGUCGGAUUCUGGAGCAACCUAGACCCAAUCCUGCUUAAAUGCCACCCUCUUACCAGCUGGAUUGUCACUGUCUUCAGCAUCUGGUUGUCAGUGGAAGACCACAUAGGUUAUGACUUACCAUGGAGCCUUCACCACCUGGUGCCAUUUGGUUUGUUCGGAGGUGCACCUGCUCAUGACAUGCAUCACCAAAAGCCAAACAGUAACUUUGCACCUUUCUUCAGCCAUUGGGACAAAUUGUUUGGGACAGCCAUACUCCCAGGAAGGGAAACUCAGAAAAAACUCAAGUAAAUAUUGUUCCAAAUGUAAUGUAUUAAUGUAACGACUGUAAAUAAUGCAUUAUUUCAAAAUGUUCUAAGUAUUACUUGUUACCAACUAAAUAAAAAUAUAUUUUCUUACAAAUUCUUUUAUACAUUUUUUUUAAGUCAAUAUAGAUGCUGUACAUCAUC